Haliaeetus leucocephalus (bald eagle) is the source of this 1260-nucleotide messenger RNA. It is a transcript of the gene SPRYD7, whose product is annotated as SPRY domain containing 7. The coding region runs from base 50 to 640 and encodes 196 amino acids. Gene Ontology annotation, molecular function: protein binding. The transcript has 5 exons. The record is from RefSeq and is a predicted model, not a curated record. NCBI's taxonomy places the organism in Eukaryota, Metazoa, Chordata, Aves, Accipitriformes, Accipitridae.
UCUCUGGCCCCUCCUUGCGUCUGCGCGGCGCGGCGGGGUCCCGCCAGUCAUGGCCGCCUCCGUCUUCUGCUGCUUCUCCUGGUGCAGGGAUGGCGGCGCCGGCCAUAUCCCGUUGAAGGAGAUGCCGGCGGUGCAUCUCGACACGCAGCGUAUGGGAACAGAUGUUGUCAUUGUUAAAAAUGGCAGAAGAAUAUGUGGCACAGGAGGCUGCUUAGCCAAUGCACCUUUGCAUCAGAACAAGAGCUAUUUUGAGUUUAAAAUCCAGUCCACAGGGAUUUGGGGUAUUGGAGUUGCAACCCAGAAAGCAAACUUGAAUCAAAUUCCACUUGGUCGAGAUGUCCAUAGCCUGGUGAUGAGAAAUGAUGGAGCUCUCUACUAUAACAAUGAGGAGAAAAACAGACUACCAGCAAACAACCUUCCUCAGGAGGGCGAUGUGGUGGGCAUUACAUACGACCAUGUAGAAUUAAAUGUAUAUUUAAAUGGGAAGAACAUGCAUUGUCCAGCUUCAGGAAUCCGAGGGACUGUCUAUCCAGUGGUCUAUGUUGAUGACAGUGCCAUUCUGGAUUGUCAGUUCAGUGAAUUUUAUCAUACACCUCCACCAGGGUUUGAAAAGAUCCUCUUUGAGCAGCAAAUCUUCUGAAUGUCUUCAUACCGAAAAUUUGCACCCUGCACUGUUAUAAAAGCUUUGUCAUCUUAAAGAAAGCUUCACUUUACUUUUAGGAAACAUAUCUGUAUUUUUAGUAAGUACUUGUGGCUGUUGUCUGCAGAGUUAAUAUGUUAACUGCAACGCCAGGUAACUGUUGCAAAUACGAGAUUCCUGGCAAUGUUUUGUGGUUGACAAUGAAUGUUUUGGGACAGGGUUUUUCUCUGAUUUGUACUUGAUGCGUAAGGAGACUAAGGGACUUUAUUGUCAUCAGUAUUACAUUCAGUAUUUUGAAUAAACUGGAGCCCUGUAAAGCCAAUAGUUCUUAUGCAUAUGAUAGCUAUGGAGAUGGAUAGUUCCGAUGAUUUUGUUCCCCAGCUUUUUUCACACAGAAGCUAUGUACUUUGUUUAAAGGAAGCACUGUGUUUCUAGUCUGACAUUUGGAGUUGUGGUGUCCCAGUUGUGCAAAAUGACUAAUAACACAAUGGCAUAACUAGCAGCUAGAUACUUUUUUUUUUUUUUUUUGCAAGGUAUAAUUUAAUCCAUUCCCUCAGUCUUAGACCGGCAAAUAUAACUUUAUCUAAUUCUUCUAGCUUUUCAUUUGCUUUUAUUGUGAC